CAGGGGUGCACGAGUGCAAAGGAGUGAGAUAUGCAGUGUUGGCAGAGUGAAUGUGACUAAUACCCAAUACUUGGACACUUGUACAGUUUCUGUUUCCCCACUGGCUCAGAGCUGGACAGUGAUCACAGGGAAGGACAGAAAAGGAUCCACAACCGCUGAAAAGGAAGAUUCAGAGAUAUGGAGACUACGAGAUGAAGAUGACAGUCCUGGUGUCUUCUUGGCCGGAGUGAAGUGGCCAGGUGCCCAAGAAAAGCAGGUCUAUGGCUCCAGCAUCACAGAAACAGAUUCGCCGCGACACCAGAGAAGUUGAGAUCGCGCCCAACAGCGCUGCAUCUGUACGAUGUACAAGGACCACAGGCCGAGUCGAGUCACAGGACUCAACGCUCUGCCCUUUGAUCCAUCAGCCAACAACGACCCUCUCCAGUUCAACGGUUCCAGCGCACCACUGGUGACUGAGUGUCCUCCCUUGGAAAACACUGCUGAGAGCAGCAAGAAGAGGAAGAGAGCCAGCCUGCCUCCAGAAGGCGUCUGUAACAUGACGAUGGACUCCAACUCCAUGACGAUACCCAUGUCAGACCCCAACCCCUGGGCAACAGCCAUGAACAACCUCGGCUUGCCCCCCAUGGGAAUGACUGGACAGCCGCUUAUGCCAGAUUUUGACCCCAAUCUUGGUAUGAUGGCUGGCAUUACUCCCAUGAACCCCAUGAUGCCUGGCAUUGGCAUGGUGCCUGCAACUCUCUCCCAGGACAUACCAGUUAUCAAGGAGAUCAUCCACUGCAAGAGCUGCACCCUGUUCCCCCCCAACCCCAACCUUCCCCCUCCCGCCACGAGAGAGCGUCCCCCGGGGUGCAAGACGGUGUUUGUCGGCGGCCUGCCGGAGAACGCCAACGAGCAGCUCAUCAUGGAGGUCUUCGGACAGUGCGGCGAUAUCACCGCCAUACGCAAAAGCAAGAAAAACUUCUGCCAUAUCAGAUUUGCUGAGGAGUUCACUGUUGACAAGGCUCUCUUCCUGUCAGGUUAUCGUAUCCGUUUGGGCUCCAGCACGGACAAGAAAGACACCGGCCGACUCCACGUGGACUUCGCCCAGGCCAGAGACGACCUCUACGAGUGGGAGUGUCGCCAGCGCAUGUUGGCCCGAGAGGAGCGUCACAGGCGCAAGAUGGAGGAGGACCGCCUCCGGCCGCCGUCCCCUCCCCCCAUCGUCCACUACUCGGAGCACGAGUGCAGCCAGCUGGGAGACAAGAUCAAAGACGACGGCAAGUUCGCAGAGGCUGUGCGCGUGCUCCUGACCUGGCUGGAGCGAGGAGAAGUCAACCGCAGGAAUGCCAAUAACUUCUACUCCAUGAUCCAGUCGUCCAGCAGCCACAUCCGCAGACUGAUGAGCGAGAAGAGUCAGCACGAGAAGGAGAUGGAGGAGGCCAAGGACAAGUUCAAGACCGCUCUGGCUGGAAUACUGGCUCAAUUUGAACAGAUUGUGUCUGUAUUCCAAGCUGCUUCCAAACAAAAGGCAUGGGACCAUUUCUCCAAAGCUCAGCGCAAGAACCUGGACAUGUGGCGCAAACAAGCCGAGGAGAUUAGAAACAUGCACAACGAGCAGUUGAUGGGCAUCAGACGAGAGGAGGAGAUGGAGAUGUCUGACGAUGAUAUGGAGGACGUCCCCGACAGCAAAGACUCUGAAGACUCAGGUGUUUCCCAAGCAGAAGCCUUAAAGGAGGAGAACGACUCCCUGCGUUGCCAGCUGGACGCCUACAGGAACGAGGUGGAGCUCCUCAAACAGGAGCAGGGCAAGAACCAGCCAAUCAGGAGUGAGGAGGACAACACUCACUCACAGCAGCUCAGCUUCUUACAGCAGGCUCUGCAAGGCAUGCAGAAGCAACUGUUAAAAAUGAGGGAAGAAUUAAAGCAGCGGGACGCCGAGCUGGAGAAGAGUUUGGAGGACAAACAGCAGCUGAAGAACCAAGUCCAGAACCUGAAGGAAGGUCUCCAAAACCUGCAGAACACACACCUCAUGCAGCUGGAGAUGUCGAAGCAGGAUGACAGAGGCAGCGACGAGAGCGCUAAUCAAACCAGUGAAGCUGCAGUAUCAACGCUGGUGUCCUGCAGUCAAGAAAAAGAGGGUCCUACGGAGAAGAACCCGCCGAGUCCUGUCCACUCCGAGAGGGAGGCUCUGCUUGUCGGGAUCAUUUCAACAUUCCUGCACGUCCACCCGUUCGGAGCCAGCAUCGAGUACAUCUGCUCCUACCUACAGCGUUUGGACACCAAGAUCAACCCCAGUGAGGUGGAGGCUCUUCUGUCUCGGCUGCCGUGCACCUUCAGGCAGGAGCUGACCGGUGUCGGAGCCAGUCUGGAGAAACGCUGGAACUUCUGUGGCUUCCAGGGCAUCAAGAGCACGUAGACUCUGCUGGUGACGCUUCUGGGACGUAGAAGAGACGACGGGUGGACGAAGCAACACAGACACACUGUAAAGAUGUGAAAGAGACAGUAUAAAGCCUUCAAGUAUCAAAGACUGGGCUGCACCCGAUUACAGUACAACAGAAGACUGAGCUCAGAUCUCAGAUCAGUAAGGAAUGUCAUGUGAGCAUUUCAGGGACUUUGUGAAGGUGGCAGAGAUGUGAAAUCACUGCGUUUCCCUGGCUCCAGAAAUGUGGACACCAAUCCCUGGCGAUGAAGUCUUCAUGAGUUUGAGCUCUUGGUUUCUGGGUGUCUGCAAAAUAUUUUUUUGACAUAAUGACUCUCUGGUAGUCACAGAAGAGCACAGAUUCCUACAGUCACUGGAUUAAAAUGUAGUUUUUGCCACGGGGCCGGGGGUAUUGUACUUUCUGAGCCUACAGUCGGCUCGGUACGGUGUCAGUGUGGGCCGGGUGUACAGGGCUAACCAGGGGAGCUUAUCAGGAUCAACCUGAACACUUCACCCCUCCACACCCUUCGGCCUCCCUCUCUUCUCUUUUUGCUGUUUCUGGUUUGUAACAUAAAAUACAAAUGGAUAUAUUUCUUCAUUUUUCUGUAAAGGCUGUUAAAAGUUGCAUAGAAUCAUUUGUUGUAAUACACUGUAAAUGCUUGGAUGAUAUUUUUGAUUAUAAAAAGAUGUUUGAAUAUA
Mugil cephalus (flathead mullet) is the source of this 3097-nucleotide messenger RNA. It is a transcript of the gene enox2, whose product is annotated as ecto-NOX disulfide-thiol exchanger 2. The record is from RefSeq and is a predicted model, not a curated record. NCBI's taxonomy places the organism in Eukaryota, Metazoa, Chordata, Actinopteri, Mugiliformes, Mugilidae. Gene Ontology annotation, cellular component: external side of plasma membrane; plasma membrane. Gene Ontology annotation, biological process: ultradian rhythm. Gene Ontology annotation, molecular function: protein-disulfide reductase activity; RNA binding. Bases 341 to 2395 code for a protein of 684 amino acids. The transcript has 17 exons.